Linepithema humile (Argentine ant) is the source of this 4857-nucleotide messenger RNA. The record is from RefSeq and is a predicted model, not a curated record. NCBI's taxonomy places the organism in Eukaryota, Metazoa, Arthropoda, Insecta, Hymenoptera, Formicidae.
AAUGUUCCAAUUGUUAAAGAAAUUAAAAAACAAUGUCUUUUUUAGGACGUUUUUAGGGAUGCAAAAGUCACACUCAAUUGAGAAUGCCUAAAGCCAAAGCAUUUCUGAACAGACGACUUAGGUAAUGCUGAGGAACCUUAGUCACUGAUGGUCACUGAUUAAUCUAAUCGGAAAUUGGUUGGGGUUACGGGCUUUUUUCUGACAGUUUCUCCCACGGUCUCGAUUUCAUUCGUAAGAGUGAGCGAUUUUAAAUGUCAGAUUCAACAAUUUCAAUAUCGAUACGUGUUACAAUGAUUGCGCCGGAGACAUAAGCAGGACGUAAAACUAUUCAACAUCCGGAGUAUACUUAACCUUCGGAUCUGUAUUUUUCUUCUGGAAGAUAUCUUUACUUCAAAUAGAUCGAGAUGACGACCGACAAAGUUACUUUGGGCGAUGCUCUAUCGAACGUUGAUGUAUUGGAUGAAUUUACGCUACCAGAUGAGCAACCUUGUAUAGAAGCUCAACCGUGUUCUGUAGUGUAUCAAGCAAAUUUUGAUACCAAUUUCGAGGACAGAAAUGGUUUUGUAACGGGUAUUGCAAAGUAUAUAGAAGAAGCAACUGUACAUGCAAGUUUGAAUGAAUUAUUGGAAGAAGGCUUGGAGCAUGCUGUUAUGUUAUACACAUGGAGAUGUUGCUCACGUGCAAUCCCGCAACCAAAAUCUAAUGAACAGCCAAACAGAGUGGAAAUCUAUGAAAAGACAGUAGAAGUGUUGGCACCUGAAGUGAAUAAGUUAUUAAACUUCAUGUAUUUUCAAAGAAAAGCAAUUGAACGAUUUUCUGCAGAAGUUAAACGAUUAUGUCAUCACGAGAAAAGAAAAGAUUUUGUAUCUGAAGCAUAUUUGUUGACUUUAGGGAAAUUCAUCAAUAUGUUUGCUGUAUUGGAUGAAUUAAAGAACAUGAAGUCUAGUGUGAAGAACGAUUAUUCUACAUACAGAAGAGCUGCACAGUUUUUGAAAGUAAUGUCAGAUUCUCAGACACUGCAAGAAUCUCAGAAUUUGUCUAUGUUCUUGGCGACACAAAAUAAAAUUCGUGAUACGGUGAAAGAAAAUCUAGAAAAGAUUACAGGAUACGAAGAAUUACUUGCGGAUGUUGUCAACAUCUGUGUUCAUAUGUUUGAAACUAAGAUGUAUCUUACACCUAACGAGAAGCACAUGUUGGUGAAGGUGAUGGGCUUUGGUUUAUUCUUGAUGGAUAGUGAAUUGUGUAACAUUAAUAAGCUCGAUCAGAAGAAGAAAUUAAAGUUGGAUAGAAUUGAUAGAAUUUUCAAGAAUUUGGAAGUGGUACCGUUAUUCGGAGAUAUGCAAAUCGCGCCGUUCAACUAUAUCAAACGUUCGAAACACUUUGACGCAUCCAAAUGGCCGUUAUCCGCCUCGUCAAAUAGCAUGAGUCCGCAAGCUGAUCUUAUGGUGCAUCUUCCUCAGAUCAGAGAAGAUCAUGUAAAAUAUAUUAGCGAAUUGGCAAGAUAUAGUAACGAAGUCACUACAACAUAUAAGGAAUGCCGAAGCGACAUAGAAAAUCGGGAUACCUCGGAACUGGCAUUACGUGGAUUGCAAUUACUCUCGCAAUGGACAAGUGUUGUAACAGAAUUGUAUAGUUGGAAGCUACUGCAUCCCACUGACCAUCAUAUGAAUAAGGAAUGUCCACAAGAAGCUGAAGAAUACGAACGGGCUACACGUUACAACUAUACGGACGAAGAGAAGUUUGCCCUUAUAGAAGUUAUAGCGAUGAUUAAGGGACUGCAAGUAUUGAUGGCACGUAUGGAAACUGUUUUUAUUGAUGCAAUACGUAGAAAUAUAUACGCCGAAUUGCAAGAUUUUGUACAACUUGCAUUGCGUGAACCUUUGAGGAAAGCGAUUAAAAAUAAGAAGGAUUUAAUCAGAAGCAUAAUCGUUUCAGUUAGAGAAACAUGCGCCGAUUGGCAUUUUGGAGUGGAACCAUUCGGAGAUCCUGCUUUGAAAGGCAAGAAAGAUCCAGAUAAUGGAUUCGGCAUUAAAGUCCCGAGAAGGAACGUUGGUCCGUCUUCUACACAACUUUACAUGGUACGAACCAUGCUGGAAUCGUUGAUUGCCGAUAAAAGCGGUGGAAAGCGUACUCUGAGGAAAGACAUCGAUGGCCAGUACCUCGUCCAAAUUGAUCAAUUCCAUAAAACCAGUUUUUAUUGGAGCUACCUUUUAAAUUUCAGUGAAUCUUUGCAAAACUGUUGCGAUUUGUCACAACUGUGGUACAGAGAAUUUUAUUUGGAAAUGACAAUGGGUAGAAAAAUACAGAAAUGCCAAGUACGUCACCAGCAUAACGAAGAGUGCAGCGAUUUGAUCACCAUGGAGAAACGCAUUCAGUUUCCCAUCGAAAUGUCUAUGCCGUGGAUAUUGACCGAUCAUAUAUUGAGAAGUAAGGAACCGUCGAUGAUGGAGUAUGUUUUGUAUCCUCUAGAUUUAUAUAAUGACAGCGCGUUAUACGCACUGACAAUAUUUCGCAAGCAAUUUCUCUAUGACGAAGUGGAAGCAGAAGUGAAUCUGUGCUUCGAUCAAUUUGUUUACAAGCUUAGCGAACAGAUUUUUGCGCAUUACAAGCAGCUGGCAGCUAGCAUUUUGUUGGACAAGCGAUUCAGGGUGGAGUGCGUGGCUCUCGGAGCCUACCUACUUCCAUACCCACGCGCUAAUAGAUACGAAACAUUGUUGAAGCAGAGACAUGUUCAGUUAUUGGGAAGAAGUAUCGAUUUGAAUAAACUUAUAACGCAACGCAUUAACGCGGACAUGCAAAAGUCGUUGGAUUUGGCCAUCAGCAAAUUUGAAUCCGGCGACAUAACUGGAGUCGUGGAACUGGAUGGACUGCUACAAGUCAAUCGUCUUACUCACAAGCUUUUAAGCAAGUGGCUCGCGUUGGACGAGUACGACGCCAUGUUCAGAGAGGCGAAUCACAAUGUUCUAGCUCCAUACGGAAGAAUCACUCUUCAUGUGUUCUGGGAAUUGAAUUAUGAUUUCCUGCCAAAUUAUUGUUAUAACGCUGCCACAAACAGAUUCGUCAAGUGUCGUGGCCUACAAUUUGUCCAGCCUGUUCAUAGAGAUAAACCUCCGCAAAUGUCCCACCAUUAUCUCUGGGGUAGCAAGCAAUUAAAUCUCGCUUACAGCACUCAGUUCGGCCAGUAUUCAGGGUUCGUCGGCCCGCAUCACUUUCGCACCAUAUGCAAGCUCCUUGGCUACCAAGGGAUAGCUGUCGUCAUGGAGGAACUUCUGAAGAUUGUCAAGACCUUGAUCCAAGGGAGCUUGCAUCAAUUCACGAAGACUUUAAUGGAGGCGAUGCCUAAAGUUUGCAAACUUCCGCGGUACGAUUAUGGCUCGCCUGGCGUUUUGGGCUAUUAUCAUGCUCAGUUGAACGACAUUGUGCAAUAUCCCGAUGCUAAGACCGAAUUAUUUCACAAUUUUCGUGAGUUUGGCAAUACGAUCCUAUUUUGCCUUUUAAUGGAACAAGCACUGUCGCAAGAAGAAGUGUGCGAUUUAUUGCACGCGGCACCAUUUCAAAACAUCCUACCGAGACCCUAUUGCAAAGAGGGAGAAAAACCCGAAACCAAGCAGAAACGAUUGGAAGCGAAAUAUGCGGCUUUGCAAAUCGUUCCGAAUGUAGAUAAAUUAGGCACCGCAAAACAAGCAAUGAUUGCCAGAGAAGGGGAUCUGUUGACGCGCGAACGAUUGUGCUGCGGUUUGUCAAUAUUCGAAGUUGUACUCAGCAGAUUACGGAGUUUUCUCGACGAUCCCAUCUGGGUCGGUCCACCGCCAGCCAACGGUGUGAUGAAUGUGGACGAAUGCACGGAAUUCCAUAGACUCUGGAGUGCGCUUCAAUUUGUAUACUGCAUUCCCGUUGGUGAAACUGAGUUUACCGUUGAAGAAUUGUUCGGUGAAGGCUUACAUUGGGCUGGAUGCGCCAUGAUCGUUCUUCUCGGUCAGCAGCGUAGAUUCGAGGCGCUUGAUUUCUGCUAUCACAUCCUCAGAGUGCAACGUGUGGACGGUAAAGACGAGAAUGUUAAAGGAAUACAUUUGAAGAGAAUGGUGGAUCGAAUAAGGCGAUUUCAAGUUUUAAAUUCACAAAUAUUCGCCGUGCUGAAUAAAUAUUUGAAAAGCGGAGACAGCGAUGCGGCGAGCGUGGAGCAUGUGCGUUGUUUUCAGCCUCCAAUACAUCCCUCGUUGGCGCAUGCACAACAGCAGCAUUAUCACGCACCAGAAUAUUUACGUCAAAUAAAUCAUCAAUAAGUAAUCUUCAAUUGUAAAAAGACUGCAUCUUGCGCCAUGAUACAACUCGAACAAAAUUAUUCUUUAUUUUAUAAAACGAUAUUUGUAACUAUAAAAAUUCCAUACUUGGUCGAAAUAUCGUUUGUACUACCUAUUUAAUUCAAUCGCGAAUGUUACAAUGGAUGUCUUUUUACGCCAAAUUUUAUAGAAUAAUAAAACAAAAAGAGAAUGCAAAUGACGAAUCUAAGUAUUUCGUCUACUUUUGCAAGCAUGGUACAAUUUUAGUUUAUCUGUUUCAUUUUUGUAACAUUAUGAUAUAUAACACAUGGUUAAAUAGGUAAUUUAUAUUAUAUUAGCUUCAAUAAUUUAUAGGUAACAGAACUGAUAAAAUACUAUACCCAAAAUAUAAACAUAUUACGAUGUAACAACCCAUCAAUGUAGUGGAAUAUGUACGAAUCUGUAUUGUAAGAUAUUUUAAGUUUAUAUAAUUGAAACACAAAGUAUUAUAUAUGAGUAUUAUUCAUAUCACACGUAAGUUUGUGUAACACUACUUAUGUACCAACAAUUAUGUAUAAAAUGCACAUGUUUUAUAUAA